Notechis scutatus (mainland tiger snake) is the source of this 4080-nucleotide messenger RNA. The record is from RefSeq and is a predicted model, not a curated record. Lineage: Eukaryota; Metazoa; Chordata; Lepidosauria; Squamata; Elapidae.
AUGAGGGACUCCUUUAUUUUAUUGACUAAAGUCUUAGUAACUAUUGUUUUCAUGCUGUACAACACUUCAGCAGAGAGCGCAAGCAACACCUUUACAGAGAAAGGUAUCUCUUUGCUUGGUUACCAUUUAUGCAAUUAUUCUGUGAUAAAAAAUGUGAGCAAAACAGUUCCGUAUCAAAAAUCAUAUGAAAAACAAACACCAUGUGGAUGGAUUCCUUGGAGAUUAUGCACCACAACCUAUUACAAAGAAGAGUACCAUCCUAUUAUGGUCCAAGAAGCGGUGAAUGUGACAGAUUGUUGUGCUGGGUAUGAACAAGUGGGUCUAUAUUGUUCUUUACCCAUAAACAGAUCCAACGAGUUUGCUUCAAGACCUGGUGCCUGUCCCAUGAAGAUAGGGGAAGCAUUAAAGAGUUCGUGUGUGUCUGACAUUGAUUGUCCAGAAUAUAAAAAAUGCUGUAAGACAUCCACGGGAAUCUAUUGUUCAGAUCCUGUUCCAGAAGAACGAACAGUGACAAAAUACUGGUAUAAUGUGUCAGUCCUUGUGAAAACGGAUUUCAGUGAAUUAUACAAAGUGGAUCCAAGACUUCUGAAUCAUUCACGUCUUUUGCACUCUAUGAUUACUGGAGCAUUGUGGCCAAUGGACAUCUCUGUGUAUCAUAUCCAGACAACCAAGUCAGAAACUUAUGCAGAGACAUUAGUGUCUCAUGUCCUGGUUGGACUGCAGCAACUGGUUCCAUUGGUCAAUAUUUCUUCUUUGCUGAAGAAAAUUGUGAUCAGAGUAUAUGAAGUUAUUGACGUUGUUGUACAAGAUUGUGAUCAUGAUAUACCCAACAUUCUGAUUAAAAAUAUGAAUUCUUCUAAUUUGCUGAGAAAUUCAAGAUCUGCAUCACCUGAAAUCCAUGUAUCAGUAGAUUCUGAAUGUGAAUCUCCUUCUAUUAGAAACCACAAGAUCUUCAGUGUAACUAGCAGCAGUUUUAAAGCAUCCUGGAGUAUAAAUUCUUUGCAGAAUCAUUCAUUCCGAGCAGAAGUGUACAAAAGCAAUGAACUUGUUGAAAGAAUGGAAACCACAGAUAUGAACCUAACUAUGUUAAACCUAGAAGCAGGUGUAAUGUAUACAAUGAACAUCAGUUAUGAAGCUUGUGGUAAAAAUAUUACUUCCAGUAGAAUUGUGAAAACAGAUGCCUUGAUAUUUGGUCUAACUCUAAGGAUCUUGAACUAUAACUUCACUAACCAGUUUCUCAAUGUGAGCAGCAGAGAAUACCAGAAUUUUUCUAGAACUUUGAUGGGCAAGAUUAGGAAUUCAUAUCCUUCAAAUAUGAAUGCAUUACACCUAUCCGGGAAGCUGAAAGUACAAGUGGAUUCCAUUAAAGCUGGAAGUAUUAUUGUGAAGCUUAAAAUAAUAAUACAAGAUCUAAAUUUUUCAAAAGACUUGUCUGCAUUUGACCCAAUGAUUGCAUCACUUCACAACAGUUCUAUGCUUGGAAUUGACCCAAAGAUCUCUGCGGUGGAAGAUUGGGAUGAGUGUGCAUAUAGAGCAGAAAAUGAUUGCAGUAUGUCUGCAGAGUGUAUAAAUACGGUGGGUUCAUAUAGAUGCAGGUGCAAGACAGCUACAGACGCCAAUCCAGCCCGACCAGGCAGAAACUGUGAAGGUGAAAUUGUGGAUCCUGUUACUACACAGGGAUUAAAUGUAGCUGAUUAUACAACUACCGCAGCUUUCUCAAUGGCGGGAAUACAGGAAGUGUCAUCUUUCAAGAAGUAUACUGAAGCAGCAGUGCUGCCCUCUAGUGGCAUUCAGGAGUCAAGCACCCUUCCAGCAGAGAAGACAUUGUCGACAUCUCAGAAGAUGAACAUAUUAGGGAAUUUCAGGAAGGAGAGCAUCUUAAACAGCUCAGAAACAGUUACUUUGGCUCCAAAAUGGUCAGGUAACGUAACAAACUCAAAUGGAACUGUAGCUGAAGAGAAAUGGACUACCCAAGAUCCGCAAAGCUCUUCAAUGACCUCAUGGAAGAGAAAUGAAUCUACGGUAGAGACUAGCACACCUGGCUCCUCAACUGAAAGAAGUUAUGAGAAUGUUAUAGCCCUGAAUGUAACUGAAAACCCCAAAUUUCAUUCUUUGAACCAUACCCUUGAUAGGCACAUGGGGGAAAAUAACAGUUCUUGGUCUAAUGAAAGAAACAGUACAGCAUCACCAUCUUCUUUCAAGGAGAAUAUGACAGUCUCCCUUGCUACAGAUUUGAGUGCACCAUUUCCAGCUGAAAGAAUAUUUUUUUCCAAUGUGACUAAUACUAGCUUUCAGAUUUCCUGGAUUACACAUUUUCCAGCAAAUACUACUUUCCAUUUUCUGCUCUUUGAGGAGGAACAGCUGAUAAAGGAGACUAAAACCCAAAGCAGUCAUCUGAAUAUUUCUGACCUAAAACCAGGAACUUUGUACACUGUUAAAAUAAAGCCAGACCUUUAUGGAAAUGAAAGUGAAACCAUGCGGCGUAAAGUAAAGACAGCUGCCCAGAAGUUUAAUGGGGUGGUUAGGAUAAUGAAUCUGAACUACAGCUCAGAGUUCAGCAACUCAAGAAGUGAAAAGCACCAAAAUUUUUCAAAGAUGUUUCUUAAUGAAGUCCGAACAUAUUUGCCUCCUAAUAUUCUUCAAAAAAUGGAUGCUGGUAUGAUUAACAUUUCAAUAGUAAGUAUUAUCCCAGGAAGCAUUGUGGUCAACUUCAGCCUCCUGAUUCCAAUAGACAUGGACGCAAGGAAUGUUGCUGGGUAUCUUCUUGAAGCUUUUCGAAACAGCAGCCUUUUCGAGGUCGAUAAUAGCAGUCUUUCCAUAUACGUAUUUUCUUCAAGCAUUAGUUCUGGAGAUGAACAGUCAAAGGAAUCGAGCAGCACAGCUUUACCCUUGACCUAUCUGUAUACUUCAGACCCCAUGCCUUCAUCUGCCAAAGACAAUUUUUCUAUUAGUAGCGGCAGAAGCUUGGAGAAUGCAACUGUCAACACUACAAAUAAUAAGAAAAAUAUAAGUCAAACAACAAACAUUAACUAUUUACCUCAGAACUUGCCCUCGAUUAACAGUUCUGCUGCUGGUUCAGUUAAGGAGGCAGUUCGAGUACUGUGUGAGUUUGAAAAAAUUGUCAUCUCUAUUAAGAAGGACUUUCUGUACAAGCAAUCUAUCCCAGAAACUUCCUUGUACCUAGGGCAUCCUCGCUGCAACGUAUCCUCCAGUAAUUCUAGCCAUGUUGUUCUUCAGACAGACUGGAAUGAAUGCGAAACUGAAAUACAAACUAAUAUCACACACACCGUUGCAAGAACUGUUCUUCGCGAUGAUUAUUCUUCCCAUGGGAUUAUCCACCACAUACUGAUUUCAAGUCAAAUUCACUGUAUCUUUCAGAAUGAUCUCUUAAUUUCAUCUGGACAUACUUCAGAAGGAGUUUAUACCAUUUUUGAAGAUUUACAUGGAUCUGGACACUUCUUAACAGAAAUGCGAUUGCUUAUUGGCAAUUCUCCAAUUCCACCCAAUUUCAGCAUCUCUGGAAGUGAUAAUGUAAUCAUUGAGGUGGGAGUUCAAACAAGAAGCAAGAAACUCAAGGUGGUUGCUAGCCAAUGUUGGGCAACCCCAACUAAUAACUCAAUGGAUCCUCAUUCACUUCAUUUUAUACACGGCGGUUGUCCAGUUCCAAAUAGAAACACCAGCAUGAUUGUAAAUGGGGUAGCCAACCGAGCCCGAUUUAAACUGAACAUCUUUUCAUUUUUCAAUGGUUCAAUGGUUUACUUACAUUGCAAAAUCCAAAUUUGUAUUGCAACUCCUAAAAGCACUUGCAGAGCGAAUUGCCAGGGUUUCCGUUUUUGGAAAUCAGGUGAAAUUAUUGCCACGCCAAAAACAACUUGGGGUCCUCUUCGCAAAUUCACUGGAUUAAAGGAAGAGAAAAAAACUGGUAUGGGCGCAGGCUAUAUCACUCUCAUUGUUAUUGCCGUACUUGUUCUUGCACUGGGAAUAGCAGGACUUUUGGUCUGCCGACACAAACGCAAAGCUGGGAUGUAUGACGUCAAAAGGAGGACUGAGUUUUUUAACUACCAAGCCUUCCAUGAUUGA